CCGCGGGCGGAAGUGCGAGAGGGCGCGGCUGAGGGAGCCGCUGGGUCUGGGGGCUCCGCCGGCUCCCCGGGGCGGGCGCGGUGAACCUCACCCUGCGGGGCGGGGCGGGGCGGGGCGGGGGGCGUCCCCGGUGGCCUGCCUGGGACCCGAGCGUCCCGGGGCGGGAGCGGUGGUCAGGGAGGGCUGCGUGAGGGCGGCGGCCCGCGGGGCUCCCCGGUCCGUGACGGAGCGGCCGCGGGGGCCGAGGACAAAGGCGCCGCCAUGUGUCGGGCAGAGGCGCGCCGGGGGCCGGAGCUGCGCGCGGCCGGAUGGCUGCACUUCCCGCGCCUGGCGCUGCGGCGGAGGCUGGGCCGGCUGAGCUGCGUGCCGCCCGCGCUGCGCUCCUGGCCGCUGGCGCUGCUGUGCUCGCUGCUGCCCGUCGGCGCCGGCUGGAGGCCCGUGAGCCGGGUGGCGCUGUACAAGUCGGUGCCGACGCGCCUGCUGUCGCGGGCCUGGGGCCGCCUGAACCGCGUGGAGCUGCCCCGCUGGCUGCGCCGGCCCGUGUACGGCCUGUACAUCUGGACCUUCGGCGUGGACAUGACCGAGGCGGCCGAGCAGGACCUGCGCCGCUACCGCAACCUCAGCGAGUUCUUCCGCCGCAGGCUCAAGCCGCAGGCCAGGCCCGUGUCGGGGCUGCACGGCGUGGUCAGCCCGGCCGACGGCAGGAUCCUGAGCUGCGGGCCGGUGCGCGACUGCGAGGUGGAGCAGGUCAAGGGCGUCACCUACUCGCUCGAGUCCUUCCUGGGCCCGCGCACGGCGCAGCCCCUCGCCCCCGCAGGUGGGUGCCCGGGGGGCCGCGGGGUCUCCCCGCCCGGGCUCAGCGCCCCUCCCGCAGCCGAGCCCGCGGGCUCCUUCCGGAACCAGCUGGUCACGCGUGACGGCAACGAGCUGUACCAGUGCGUCAUCUACCUGGCGCCCGGCGACUACCACUGCUUCCACUCGCCCACGGACUGGACGGUCGCCCACCGCCGCCACUUCCCAGGCUCCCUGAUGUCGGUGAGCCCGGGCAUGGCCCGCUGGAUCAAGGAGCUCUUCUGCCACAACGAGCGGGUGGUGCUGAGCGGGGCCUGGCAGCACGGCUUCUUCUCGCUCACGGCCGUGGGCGCCACCAACGUGGGCUCCAUCCGCAUCUACUUCGACCGGGACCUGCACACCAACAGCCCGCGCCACUGCCAGGGCUCCUACAACGACCUGAGCUUCGCGGGCGGCGCGGGCCGGGGCGGCGUGACCUUGUGCAAGGGCGACCACCUGGGCGAGUUCGACCUGGGCUCCACCGUGGUGCUCAUCUUCGAGGCCCCCCGCCACUUCAGCUUCCAGCUGCAGGCCGGCCAGAGGAUCCGCUUCGGGGAGGCGCUGGGCUCGCUCUAGGGCUGCCGCCCGGCCGACUAAAGCCGGGGUGGGCGCUGGCGGGGCCUGUGCCCACCGGGUGAGGGCGGGGCCCCGUCCGAGGACUUCACCGUGGCGGGCGGGACGCAGGCCGGCCCGGGGGUUUUGUACCUGCUGUAUAAACUGGAGGCCAGCGAGCGGGGUCUCAGCUGCUGAUUUGGGGGGACCGUCUUCCUGCCCUCACGGGACGAGGCCUCCGCGGCGCACGUCUGGGCUCUGCCAGCGUCCCCCGGACAGCAGCGAGGACGACUUGGACCGUUGUGAGCGCCUGGGAUCCCCAGAGCCAGACCUGGAGGGGCACCGUGGAUUUCUCCUGCAGAAGCCACUGGACUUUGCACAGUACUUUUGUAUGGAAAGGGCCAUUUAUUGCACUCUUCUGACAUUAAAGGCGGGUGGAUGAGC
Erinaceus europaeus (western European hedgehog) is the source of this 1827-nucleotide messenger RNA. It is a transcript of the gene PISD, whose product is annotated as phosphatidylserine decarboxylase. Bases 262 to 1407 code for a protein of 381 amino acids. Gene Ontology annotation, cellular component: mitochondrion. The transcript is spliced from 6 exons. Gene Ontology annotation, molecular function: phosphatidylserine decarboxylase activity. The record is from RefSeq and is a predicted model, not a curated record. Gene Ontology annotation, biological process: phosphatidylethanolamine biosynthetic process. NCBI's taxonomy places the organism in Eukaryota, Metazoa, Chordata, Mammalia, Eulipotyphla, Erinaceidae.